Messenger RNA from Branchiostoma floridae (Florida lancelet), 1538 nucleotides. RefSeq lists its product as uncharacterized. Bases 93 to 1523 code for a protein of 476 amino acids. The record is from RefSeq and is a predicted model, not a curated record. The transcript is spliced from 4 exons. Lineage: Eukaryota; Metazoa; Chordata; Leptocardii; Amphioxiformes; Branchiostomatidae.
UUCAUUGCUUUUAAGAAACACCAGUGCUUUCCAACUUCUUUAACUGUACAUUUUACAGGAAAAAAUUAUGCAUUCUUUCUACUUAUCAAAUUAUGUAUCGAAGUACUAUGGAGACACCUGGAAUAAAUGUGUCCAUUAUCUGUUUUGAGUUUUUUUAUUUUAUUUAUUGUAGUCCACGGUUUGAAGACAGAGGCAACCCUCCAAGCACGUCGUCCAACAUCUAUCCAACCAGUCCUCCAAGCACGUCCAACAUCUAUCCAACCAGUCCUCCAAGCACGUCCAACAUCUAUCCAACCAGUCCUCCAAGCACGUCCAACAUCUAUCCAGCCGGUCACAACAACACAUACUUUCCAUCCCCCAUGUACCAGUUUUCACCUUACGUAAAUCAUGGCAUCUCCUCUCCACUGUUGCAUCCUCCAUCUCCAGCCUACCAUAUGUCACCAGGAGUAAAUGCCCAGUUUCAUCAGCCAUCGACCAGCUAUGCCCAGCCAACUGUUAGCUUACAAGCGUUUCAACAAAUGGAGGACAAGCUGAAGGCACAGCUAUCAAAGAUGAACACACUUGUUGAGGAGCAACAAAAAGAGAUCCAUGAUUUAAAGACUUACAGUAAGGCCAGCAUCGAUGCUGUUAAAAACACAGCCCAAAAAGAAGUCAAGUCACUUGUGAUGAAGGAUACCAUUUUGACAUACAAUGCAGAGACUGCAACUGACAUUGCGAAUAUGACACCACAGUCCAUGAAAGAACAGGUGAAAGAGGAAGCACCAGUUUUCUUCGAGCUCCUAGAAAACUGCAUCAAAAGCGAUGUCCCUGGGGACAAGGACACCUCAAUGUUGGCAUUUCUCAAUCUUUGUUCCAUUGCAAACAACAGAAGCAAGCGUGCCAAUGCCAUACAAAUGAUCACCACCCUGUCACUCAUCUCGAGGUCAACAAAUGUGCAGGUCAUCUCCAUGCUGAAUUCCAUGGGUGUUGCCAGUUCCUACAAGGCAGCAUGGAAUUUUCUGUCCAACUUUGCUGAAAUGCAGGGGGCAAAGCACCUGGACAACAGCAAGCCUUGUAUUGUCUUUUUUGACAAUGUUAACAUUCUCAAAAGAGUGGGACAUGUGAGGAUGGGGAAACAAAACGAGAUGUUUAAUUGGACAAGCCGGUUGGCAGUUGUGGUAGAGCAUGAAGAUCCUUCAGCCAGCAGAGAACCCCAGGGCAAAAGAGAGGACCUGUCUGAUGCAGACAUACUGGCUGACAGCAAUGACAUAAGUGACCUCAAAAGCAGAUUAAAGAAUCAAGUGAAAGCUAUAAUAGUUGAACAUUUCCCAAGCUUCCAUCAGUUUAAAGACAGUGUAAGAGCUCCAUCCAGCCCCUUGCCAGUUAAGAAAAGUAGCAUCACCCCGCUGCCACUGAUGGACAAGGAUGAGUCGAAAAAGGAUGAUACAAUUCAGAUUCUGCUCAAAUUUGCUGAAGAGCUACAGCUGUCUGACAACAUAAAAGACCAGGUACGAUAUGUAAACAUGGAGUCCCAAGUGUGGUAACAGAACUAUCAAACA